Messenger RNA from Poecilia reticulata (guppy), 4688 nucleotides. RefSeq names its product calcium channel, voltage-dependent, beta 2a (gene cacnb2a). Lineage: Eukaryota; Metazoa; Chordata; Actinopteri; Cyprinodontiformes; Poeciliidae. Gene Ontology annotation, biological process: calcium ion transmembrane transport. Gene Ontology annotation, cellular component: voltage-gated calcium channel complex. The record is from RefSeq and is a predicted model, not a curated record. Gene Ontology annotation, molecular function: voltage-gated calcium channel activity; protein binding.
AAAAUCUACUUGCAGCUAAAACAGCGUGCCAGCCUGCACAGCAGUGCUGCAGAGGAUUUGGCAGCACAAAAGAUGUGCUGGAGCGUGGACAGAUUCUGGAGUGGGGUAAACAGUUUAGGCGUGCACCUCGCUGGCGGACGGCGGGAGCCCUGCUGCAACAGUCUGGAGAUGGGUCGGCAGGGGAGGAUCACAAUCUGACUUUCUGAAUCAUCCGAACUAGGGGGUGGGGGGAGUGGAUGAGGUGGAGGGGCUGGUGAGUAGGACAGUCCUGUACUCUCUUGUCUCACUCCUGCAGUGUGUGUCCUUGGCAUUUGUGUGUGUGUUUCGGUGGUCCGCAACGCUGUGGAUCAAGUCUGCACGCAUGGAUCGAGGCUGAGCGUCGCAAACGCCUCUGCCUGAUGGGGAGUCUGUGAGACGGCCGCCCAUUCCUCCCCUCCCUGGUCCCCUUCAUGCCGUGCUGUGGGCUGGGCCAUCGCCGGAGAGCAGAGCUUCCAUAUGGUUCGGCCGACUCUUACACCAGCCGUCCAUCAGACUCCGAUGUUUCCCUUGAGGAGGAUAAGGAGGCAGCGCGCAGAGAGGCAGAGCGACAGGCUCAGGCACAGCUCGACAAAGCCAAGACCAAACCAGUUGCAUUUGCUGUCCGCACAAAUGUCAGCUACAGCCCGAGUCAUGACGACGACGUACCUGUGCCCGGCAUGGCUAUCUCCUUCGACGCUAAGGACUUCCUCCAUGUCAAAGAGAAAUUCAACAACGACUGGUGGAUAGGACGUCUAGUGAAAGAAGGCUGUGAAAUUGGCUUCAUUCCCAGUCCGGUGAAGCUGGAAAACACUCGCAUCCUCCAGGAGCAGAGAGCCAAACAGGGCAAGUUCCACUCCAGCAAACUGGGAGCAAACUCAUCGUCUAGUUUAGGUGAAGUGGUUCCUAACUCCAGGAAAUCUACUCCUCCUUCAUCUGCUGUUGACAUAGAUGCCACAGGUUUAGACCCAGAAGAAAAUGAGCUCCCAGUCAACCUGCGCUCCCCUAAAGCCAGUCCAAACACUGUUAUAUCACCCCUAGCAAAAGAGAAACGAAUGCCCUUCUUUAAGAAGACGGAACACAUUCCUCCAUACGACGUUGUGCCUUCCAUGCGGCCCGUAGUUCUGGUUGGACCGUCUCUGAAGGGCUACGAGGUGACGGACAUGAUGCAAAAAGCACUGUUUGACUUCCUGAAACACCGAUUUGAGGGAAGAAUUUCAAUCACCCGUGUCACAGCGGAUAUCUCGCUUGCCAAACGCUCGGUUCUGAACAAUCCCAGCAAGCACGCCAUCAUCGAGCGCUCCAACACGCGAUCCAACUUGGCUGAAGUCCAAAGCGAGAUCGAGCGGAUUUUUGAACUGGCCCGCACGUUGCAGCUGGUGGUUCUGGAUGCCGACACCAUCAACCAUCCGUCUCAGCUUGGGAAGACAUCCUUAGCCCCCAUCAUCGUCUACGUGAAGAUCACCUCCCCCAAGGUGCUGCAGCGGCUCAUCAAGUCCAGAGGCAAGUCUCAGGCCAAACACCUGAAUGUCCAGAUGGUGGCCGCUGACAAGUUGGCGCAGUGUCCUUCUGAGAUGUUUGAUAUCAUCCUCGAUGAGAACCAGCUGGAAGAUGCGUGUGAGCACAUGGCUGAUUACCUCGAAGCUUACUGGAGGAGUACUCACCCCACCAGUUCCAGCCCCCCUGACCCGGUACUGACAAACCUGCCCGCAGUGGCCCUCCCAAGCGCGCAGAUGCCAGCCUCUGCCGUGCAGGGCAACGGUACGGAGCAGAAAGGAGAAAAGGCGUUGGUGGAGAGGAAGGGGUCCAAAGAAGACAACCAGCAGCAUCAUCAUCAUCACAAGCACCAUCACCACCACCACCAGAGCCAGGAGCAGGCGGACAUAGAGGCUGACGGGGACAGCAAUGAGGAGGAGAGGCCUCUAAGGACAGAGUCCAGCAAGAGAGCCCCACACAUCCACCACAGGUCAUCGUUCACCAGAACUGAGCAUCACAACCACCACCACCACCACCAUCACAGCAACAAAGUCAGGGGCCUCUCCCGGCAGGAGACUUUGGACUCCGAGACCCCCGAGAGCAGAGAGAGUCGCGAGAGCAAGGACUCGGCUCGCAUCGAGUCGCGGGCUCCGCUCCGCCAUCAGGACGAGGAGGACGAGGACGAGGAGGAUGAGGAAGAGGAGGAGGAAGACGACGACGACGAGGAGUUAGGGGAGGGCCACCCCCAGCAGCAGCAGCGCUAUGAGCCACUGCCCCACCGGGACCACAACCACCAUCACCACCACCACCAUCACCGCAGCGGGGCGGACGAGGCCGGCCAGGGACAUCACCGCUCCAAAGAGCACGAGCAGGACCACAACGAGCGAAACAAGCAGCGCUCUCACCACCACCACCGCCCAGCGCGAGACCACCACCACCACCACCACUACGAGCGGGACAGGGACAGGGAGCGGGACCGUGAGGGGGAGGUGGCUCCCAAAAAGAGAGGUGAGGCAGGUGAGGUGUGGGUCAGAGACUCACACAUCCAUCAAUGACAGACCAAAGUCCUGCUGAAGCCCUUCUGGACUCUUCGUCCCCCCAUCAUGCUGCUAAACCCUGAAGCAUCCCGUUUCUCUCCCCAUCUUUGUAAAUGCUGACACGUCUUUUACAGGAUUUUGAUUACAUAGAUAUAAAUAUAUAUCUAUAUAUAGAUAUAUAUCUAUAUAUCUAUAUAUAUAUGUGUGUGUGUGUAUCUAUGCAUAGACAUUGUUUAUGUGUGGAUAUGCAUGACUAUUUUUAAAUAUGCAUAUUUUAAACCUGUGUUUUGAUCGAGCAUGACACAACAGCAGAUUUUUUUCUGUUCUGAGCUGUGCUUUCUGUGAUUAGCAUUAUAAUUUUUAUUAUUAUUAUUUUUAAUAUUAUUGUUUUAUUGCUUGCUACCACUUGAAUAAUUUGUUCCUUCAGACUACUGGGAGAGGGGUGGGAGGCUUACUGGCCAACAUGGUUUGAUGCUGUAAUUUGAGAUUAGCCUGGCACUUUGGGAAAUUUGCUUAUUUGGAUUAAAACCCAGUAAAAAAAAAAAAAAAAGUUGAAAAAUAUUUAUUUCUAAUGCAAAAGUACUGCAACAAAUAUAUUUCUGUUGGAAUUUCAUUCUUAAGUAAAGAAUUGUAUCUGACUUGAUGUAACUUCAUUUUACUGCUACUGUACUGCAAGACAUUUUCAUGUCAUGAAGGUUGAUCCUGGUUUUGAGAGAUUUGGAUUUAACUUUAUGAAUAUUUUAGCCAAAAAGCAAAACUACUAACAAACCACACCCAUUCACACAAAGUGGACAUGACUUGGAUUCCCUAAUGCAGAGAUGUUCAAAUUUUUUUGACACAAAACUGUCAAGUCAACAAAGCUUGCCAGCCAAAAAAAAUAAAAAGUUUUGUCCAAGCUGCCAUAUUUUAAUUAAGCAAAUAGUUUUAAUUGGAAAGGGUUAUCAAUUGUAUAUCCAAAACUUAAGAUAGGUUUUGCAGAUUUGCCUCAUUAAAAAGAAUGGCAUCCAGUUUCAAAUUUAUUCAGAUCUAAAAAAAUAAAAAUAACUUUGUGCGGUUUUUGAAUUGCAAUCAGGAGUCACAAAAUAAUCUCGCAAAUGGCCCGUGAGCCGCACUUUGGACAUCCCUGCAUUACGUUGCAUCUGUAAAGCUAUGCUCUAAUGCUACAUUGCUCCUGGAAUGUUUCAUGUUAUGAGGGUUGAUUCUGAUUUGGAGGGAUGUGGGCUUAGCUUUAUGAUUAUUUUAGACAAGACAAGAACUUUCGUCCUAAGCCUUACUUACUUUUCCCAAAAGUUUAAAACAUACAAUUUUAACUACAAAAGUAAUAAAGUGAGAAAUAUCCUCAUUCAUACACCCACAUGAUUUUGUAAGAGUCUGAGCUGACUUUAGUCUUUAUAUUUACCAGAAAAUAUAAACAUAAAGGAAGCUUUUUCCCCAAAGUGUCAGACUACUCCUUACAUUUUCUGUUCAAUUUCCACUGCUCAGUUCCUUCUCUUCAUUCUGUAUCCACGGUUUCAGACAUUUACUUUUGGCAUAUUUAUGCCUCCUUUGAGGCGGAUGAGCUCAACAGUAACCCUCUCUGUAUAAACAUGCAGUACUAUUCCUCUUAUGGGUCCAGAAAUGUUUUCUAACAUUGGUACACCAUUUAUCCUGCAUUUUGUUUCCGAUUCAUGCCAGCUUCAAACAGACGUGGUUUCAUACGACACUUAGGAAAUCUCCAUUCUGGUUCAUCUUUUCUCAAGUCUGACCCAUUUCCUAAUGAAUGUUGUUGAAUUCCCUGCUGGACUCCCACUUCUUACAGUACAAAGAAUGUUAAUUAUAGGAAAUGUUCAGAGUGUUCUGCACUUAAAAUAUUCAUUCAUAAAACAAGCUCAAAGUGUUCUAAAUGUUCCUGUCCGCCAUCUGUUCACUCCCCCAACCUGAUCCGUGCAGUUUCCACCAGAUAUUUCUGCUCGAUCUACGUCUGACUUUUUUAUUUUAUUUUGACUCCUCUAUUUUCACCCCCAUCCUCCCACCACCACCUUUUUGUUCCCACCUGACAAGUGUAAUUAUAAAGACUAUUUCUAUGCUACAUUUGUAGCCCCACAAAUUUUAUAAUAGUGUACAUGUGUAUGUACAUAAUGCAUAAAUAUGAAGAAUAAAGUUGAGAACGGAGAAAUGUAA